Molecule: messenger RNA, 2209 nt
Organism: Branchiostoma floridae (Florida lancelet)
Lineage: Eukaryota; Metazoa; Chordata; Leptocardii; Amphioxiformes; Branchiostomatidae
Product: D-alanyl-D-alanine-carboxypeptidase/endopeptidase AmpH-like
Exons: 6
Coding region: 446-2209 (587 amino acids)
Source: RefSeq, a predicted model, not a curated record
UUCACUGACAACAAGAAAACAGUUCUUCUUCUAACAUCACAAAACCCACACAUAAUCGAAAACGUAGGAUCUUUCGUCUUCCACUGUCUCCGAAAAAAAAGUCGAAUCCGGUAACCCAGAAUCUAGAGUUAGCUUUAAGACUAGAGUAGACAUUUGCUAUAUUGUUUUUUUUUUUUUUUUCACAGUUUGAAACUCUCAUGUUAUCUGCAAUUAGCCCACGGGCAAGAAUUUGUAAUAAACUUAUUAUCAUUAACACUGACCGAUUUAUCUGCUUGGAGCUUAGAGAUGACGCAUAUCUAGGUCAGUAGGAGGACACGUUGUAUAUACAAACAGAGAGGCUGAUAACAUUCCCCUUCACUCAGCAGAAGUGCACAAACAGCUCGGUGUGAAACUAUUGUCCCUCUAGUCCCUGAUAUACUGGGUAAAGUUUCAGUAUUGCGGAAAGAUGGCGAAGACCUUUGUCGUACUAUUGUCCACGCUUGUGGCGGUUCUGUCUCAGAGCGAAGUGGCUGCCACAGCGACUACGUCGUUAGAGGAAGAACUCCACGACUUGGACAACUUCGUACAGACCGUCCUGGCCUGCAGGUCCGACUCGGUACCCGGGUUAACCAUCGCCGUCGUCAGGAACAGGGACGUCGUCUUCGCCAAGGGGUACGGCAGGCGGGACUCGAACCGGGGACUCCCGGUGAACAACCGGACACUUUUCGGCAUCGCGUCCCUCACCAAAUCCUUCACAGCCGCCCUUCUGGCCGACAUCCUCGCGGAGAGGGAUGACGUCACAUGGGACACACCGCUGGUCGACAUCUUGGGAGAGGAGUUCCGAUUUCAAGACGAGUUUCGCACGAAGGAGGCGACUCUUCGCGACCUUCUUGCUCACAAGAUGGGGCUGCAGAAGUUUCCGGACAGCAUUUUGCAGUUUGGGUCAAACGUCGGCAGAGCGGAGCUGGCAAGAAGAGUCAGGUACUUUGCCGAAGUCCAUCCUUUCCGGACAGAGUUCUACUACAGCAACCUGAUGUACGAUCUGGCAGGGCACGUCGCCGAAAGGCUUGCCGGGAAGCCGUACGAGCAGCUGUUACGGGAAGGGAUCUUCCUCCCCCUGGGGAUGAACGACACCACGUUCCUGCCAGACGCGCUCGAAGAGGAAAACUUCUCCAACUUCGCGGAAAGCUAUGUGAUGUAUGACAAGAACGGACGCUCUCUGGCCUUAAACAGGGACUUGUACAGACUUCUGAAGCUGAACAACCCUGCUGGUGGCGUGGCGUCCAACGCCGUGGACAUGGCGCGGUACCUGCAGUACCACCUGAGGGCCGCUAGGGGGCACGACAACGACACAAACAAGCUUCUCCAAGAAGCGUACAAGGUCCAGUUUGUGUCCAGUCCUAGGUCCGAAGAAAGGCUGAAGGAGAUCUUCCGGCCCCAGUUCCCGGUGGGAGUCAUGGAGAAAGGAGCAGGUCUAGGGCUGGUAGUGGGAGAAUACAGAGGCUACAAGAAGGUGACACAUGGCGGUAGGGUGUUCGGCUUUACGUCACUCAUGACGCUGUUUCCUGACCAAACAGGAGGCGUGUUCACCAGCGUGAACAGUCCCGUGAUCAACUGGGACAGAGACGUGCACAGGGUCCUGCACUACCGCGUAGCCGAUAUGCUGCUAGAUCUUGACCCGUGGCUGAACACCACCACCGCCUGUACCUACCCCCAACCCUGGAGCACCCGCCCUGCCUCCUCCCAACCCGUGCCUCCCGCAACCUCUCGCGACUUCCCGCGAGACAAGCGAGACUACGUGGGUUCCUAUGGCAACCGCGUCUUCGGCAACCUCACCAUUUACCUCAGCCCCACGGACGGCACCUUGAGAUUUAGAGCGGGUCUGAUUGGUCGCGGGGUGGUUCUUCCGCUGAACGCCACGAACAGAAUUCUCCUUAAAGGUCCCCCAGACAUGUUCGCGCCGGUUCAAGUGUCCUUGGAGGAGGAAGGAGGGACGAUCCGGCGCCUUGUGGUGCCCGGAGUUCCCCCCGAGCCACCGGUGGUGUUCGAGAGGGGCCUGAAGGUCCCGGAUGGGGACGGGACACAGCAGAAGGUCCCGGAUGGGGACGGGACACAGCAGAAGGGAGGGUGUACGUCAGGUGCUGUCUCUGGUGCUGAAACUGCGGUGCACGGAGCGUGGGGUGGCUAUCCACUGUUAACGGUGUUCCUGCUGGUGUUUGUCUUUAUUUGA